AUACAUACAAUUUUCUCUUUCGCCAAACAAACACUAUAGAAAAUGACUUCUUUGAAACAAAACUCACAUGCUAUUUUUCUUUCUCGUUCUCUCUUUUUUUCUCGCACUUUCUUUCUUAUCUGAAAAGCCAAUUCUCUCUCCUUUGUAUUUGUGCAAUUUUAUGCUAGCUCCGUUGAUUAGUAUACCAUUUCAAAUUCAAGCAUCUGCAUGUACAUGCUUUUCUCUUAUAUAUACCUACUCUUAAUAUGGAUACGGACUCUCGCGAAAUUGAUAACGUCAAGACUGAGAAAGAUAACGCUAUGAGAAAGUACGAUCGCCAAAGAAAGUUCAAGUGGAUUUUCGAAGCGUGCGCCGCCCUCCUUGUCCUCAUGCAAUCAUCCACUUGGCUUCCAGUCGCCGUCGAUUUUAUCGGAGAUAUGCUUCGGGAGAUCAUCUCCGUCUUCAGAAGCCAUGUCUUCAUUUUUUUCCUCCUCAACGCUAUACUUCUCGCCGUUUAUGUUCUCUCCGGCCGAAUCACCUGGACGAACGACGCCGGAUCGGGUGCCAACUUGUACGACGAAUUCGUCACCAACAGCGAGUUGAGCCGGAGAACCCCAGCCGAAGAGGAAUCUUCUCCUCCCCCUCCGGCGCCGGAACGUACUAUCCGCGUCGUCGAAGAAGAAAAGUGUCACUCCGAAAAUGUCGCUUCGACAACCACUUCGGUUUGUGGUGUCGGUAACCGAAACGACUCGAAACCAAAUGGCUCGGUUCUUCGUCGUACGGAAGAAGAAAAGGUGUUGGUGGUGGUGAAGAAGAAGAGUUACAAAAGGACUCAGUCGGCGAGACUCGAAGGGAAGAAGCUGAUCGAUCAGUCUCAGAGGGAGUUCCGACGGUCUUGCACGGACAUCUGCAGGAAAUUAACAAGUUCCGGCGAAAAUGAAGCGGAGGAAUCGAGCGAGGUGAGUCGGUUGAGCAAUGAAGAGUUUAAUCAGACCAUUGAGGCAUUCAUUGCAACUCAAAAAUGGAUUCAAAGGCAGGAAUACAAGGAAGAGCGGAAAACAGAGCACUACAUGACUUUGGCCAUUUGCCAGUGAAGAAUGAAGUUAAUAUUAUCAUAGAGUCAAUAGGACCAAAUGUUUAGUUUACUAUAUUAAUUAUCUAGGAAGGAUAAGAUAAUCCCAUCUGUGUUAUCUGAUUAAUCAUAUAUCUUAUCACUAUAUAUGAUUAUACAGAUGGAUAAUGUAUAGUGUCACCCCUUUCAUCUCUUUUCUCUGGUGUUAGGAAUCAAAUAGCCUUUUUAAAUUCUCUUUUUCUUUUUGUAUUUAUGUUUUUAUAGUCCUUUUGGUUCUAGUUGACUUGAUGUGCUUUUAACUGGUAAUUGCGAUAAUGGAUUUCCAUAUUAUUAUUAUUA
This is a messenger RNA of Humulus lupulus (European hop), 1390 nucleotides long. RefSeq lists its product as uncharacterized. The record is from RefSeq and is a predicted model, not a curated record. Bases 246 to 1073 code for a protein of 275 amino acids. NCBI's taxonomy places the organism in Eukaryota, Viridiplantae, Streptophyta, Magnoliopsida, Rosales, Cannabaceae. The transcript has a single exon.